AUGGCGCCCUCUUCAACAUCUGUCCAAACACUGGAGAGCUUGAGAGAUUUGAUAAAUAAAUCUCUAGACGCCGUCGAAAAGUCAAUUCUUGACCACGAUGAUCCAGCGUUAACCCUCGAUUCAUGCGAAUCUCACCCCAUCCAUAGUCGCCUUGAGGCAGACCUUGAGGAUGCUUUGAAAACCAUAUCAUCCGCGACGAACAUGCUGCGAGCUCUCUGUGAUCCAAACACGUAUCUCAACGAUACAAUUUAUGGUUAUCACGACGAAACAGCGCUAUUUGUUGCCUGCCAAGCAGAUAUUGCGAACCAUCUUGGCAGAGAAGAGCAUUCCAUCCAGACCCUAGCCCAGAAAACUGGCCUCAAUGAAGAAAAGCUAGCACGCUACUUGAGGAACCUAUGUAACAAACAAAUUUUCCGAGAGACCGCAGACAACAGAUUUGCCAACAAUUUACUUUCCGUUACCUUCCAAUCGGAGGGGAAACGGGCAUUAGUUGGACACUGUGCCGAUGAAUGCAGAACCUCAUCUUCCAAGGCUUGGGAGGCGCUUAUACAUCCUGACUACAAAGACGCCACCGAAGCUAAUAAAGCGCCCUUUAACCUCGCUUACGGCACUGAUUUGACUGUUUUUGAAUGGGUGAAAAAUGUCAGACCCGAUAUCGGUCAAAGGGCUAAUACCGCCAUGGCCGGUAAAGGGCUCAACUUGGAGCAAUAUUUGGCCCUUUACCCAUGGCAUUUGGAGGGGACCAAAACGAUUGUUGAUGUGGGGGGCGGGGUCGGAGCCGGAACUCUUCCUAUCCUUAAAGAGAAUCCCAAUCUUCGUGUGAGAGUUCAAGAUCGCCCUGAGAGUGAAUCAAAGUUUCAUGAGUACCUCAAAAGUUCAUACCCUGAAUUCGAACAGUCGGAUCGCAUCAAAUUUAUCGGUCAUGAUUUUUUCACUCCUCAGAACGAGGCAGGAGACAUCUACUUCUUGCGUCAUGUCAUCCACGACUGGCCAGAUGAAGAAGCACGUCAGAUUUUGUCCCAUUGCACCGCCAAAAUGAGCUUGGGUAACAAACUUUUGAUCCUCGAGCAUAUGCUGGCUCCAACAUAUCGGGACACGUCGCAGAACUCGCGAGAACUUGCGCCACGGCCGUUACUUGCCAAUUGGGGCCAGUCAGUUGUUAGUCGGUUGGACCUGCAGAUGUUGGCCUGCCUUAACGCAAAAGAAAGAACUGAGACUCAGUAUCGUGCGUUGAUCGAAAACACGGGACUAAAAGUAGUUCGCGUGUGGCGCAAUGCAGGUCUAGAUACGGUGUUGGAGUGCAUCAAAGCUUAA
Penicillium waksmanii is the source of this 1314-nucleotide messenger RNA. RefSeq names its product S-adenosyl-L-methionine-dependent methyltransferase. The coding region runs from base 1 to 1314 and encodes 437 amino acids. The transcript has 5 exons. NCBI's taxonomy places the organism in Eukaryota, Fungi, Ascomycota, Eurotiomycetes, Eurotiales, Aspergillaceae. The record is from RefSeq and is a predicted model, not a curated record. Gene Ontology annotation, molecular function: O-methyltransferase activity.